CACCCUUACAAACCAGCUGUUUAUUACUUCAUCGGCGAGUUUUGUGGGGAUAUUUCGGAAAAUGGCAUCCCAAUACCUGAGCCAAUUAAAUACGGCGGACAAACUGGCCGCCGAGCCUUGGCCGGAAGACACCACACUCUACCAGCCAUAUGAGGCAGAGCAGAUCCUUUUGCCGGAGAAUGCCAGUUGCCUGGCGGUAAAAGCUUACUUAAAGAUGUGCAACCUACCUUUUGGAGUCCGAUCCUGCGCGAAUGCGGAGCACAUGUCCCCGGGCGGCCGGAUGACCAAGCUGCCCUUCAUCCGCGCGGGAGCAUUUAUCUUUGCGGAGUUCGAACCGAUUGUGAACUUUGUGGAGCAGAAGGACAUGGCCAUUGGCAGCUGGCAAGACGAGGACGAAAAGGCCGACAUGCGCACCUACGUUUCCUUGGUUGAAAACAUCUUUACCAUGGCGGAGCUGUAUAUCAGCUUUAAGAACGAGCGUGUCUACAAGGAGGUAACUGCUCCCCGGAACGGAGUUGUCUUUCCUUGGCCCCUCAAUCACAUGCAAAACUAUGGCAAGCGGAGGAACGCUCUUCGUUUGCUGAAGGUCUACCAGUGGGAUGAUCUGAACAUUGACAACGUCAUCGAGAAGGUGGCCAAGUGCUGUGAGACACUCGAAUAUAAACUGAAGGAAUCCCCCGAAACUCCUUUCUUCUACGGCGAUCAGCCCUGCGAACUGGAUGCAAUCGCCUUUGGACACCUCUUCAGCAUACUCACCACAAAUCUGCCCAACAUGGCGCUGGCGCAGACAGUGCAGAAGUUUAAGCAUCUGGUUGAGUUCUGUCGUUUCGUCGAUGAGAAGUACUUUCAGACCAGGUGCCUGCCAAAUUAGCUAUCGCACUAAAUUGCUCGCAUAAAUGUCAAGUUAUAUAUGUAAAUAUUAUUUUCUUUUCAUGUUGCUGUACAAGUACUUUAUUGAGCGAUUUGUAUGCUUUGAAAUAUGUUCUGCACAUCCCUUUUUAUUAGAUGUGUCUAUCCGAUUUAAUUUCAAAUUUGAAAGUUAUAUAGAUUUAUGAAAAAAUUUUGCUAAAAGCUAUACAAAUUUAAGUUAUAUAUUCUUUUUGUUUUAUGUGCUGCACAAGCGCGUUAAUCUGCAACAUUGCUUCUGUUCAAGCUUCAGAAAGACUAUUUAAAACGCCUUAAAUUAAACUGCAGCUACCCGCAUUUGAUGACCGUUAUAAGAAAGUUUUGUCUAAGGUGUCCAUUAUUGUUUUAUAAACUGUCAGUGGGCCUUAGAUUAAAUGUUAAAAACGGUGCUUAAUGUUAUUCAGCCAAAACUAAUAAUAAAAAUUUACACCCUUUAUUUUCAGCAAAUAA
Messenger RNA from Drosophila ficusphila, 1356 nucleotides. RefSeq names its product metaxin-2. Bases 62 to 871 code for a protein of 269 amino acids. Gene Ontology annotation, biological process: mitochondrion organization. The record is from RefSeq and is a predicted model, not a curated record. Lineage: Eukaryota; Metazoa; Arthropoda; Insecta; Diptera; Drosophilidae. Gene Ontology annotation, cellular component: SAM complex. The transcript has 2 exons.